Messenger RNA from Aspergillus campestris IBT 28561, 618 nucleotides. RefSeq names its product protein MMF1, mitochondrial precursor. Gene Ontology annotation, molecular function: deaminase activity. The coding region runs from base 142 to 519 and encodes 125 amino acids. The record is from RefSeq and is a predicted model, not a curated record. Gene Ontology annotation, cellular component: mitochondrion; cytosol. NCBI's taxonomy places the organism in Eukaryota, Fungi, Ascomycota, Eurotiomycetes, Eurotiales, Aspergillaceae. The transcript is spliced from 4 exons.
CUAUAUCUCCGGCCCCUCAUGCUCCGAUCCAGCCUUCGUCUUCUCCCCAGCUCUCGUCCUAUCCUCUCAAUCCCAUCAUCUUCCUUCCGUCCCCCUACUUUCUCUCAACGAAUCUACAGACCGAUCCCUCAAACAGUCAACAUGUCUGGUGUCACUCCCGUCUCUGCUGCUGGUGCUUGCCCGCCUGCCGGCCCCUACUCCCAAGCCGUCAAAGCCAACGGCCAGGUCUUCGUGUCCGGCCAAAUCCCCUUCGACUCCAACGCCCAGCUCGUCUCCGGCGGUAUCCCCGAGAUGACCCAGGCUUGCUGCGACAACAUCAAGGCUAUUGUUGAGGCGGCUGGUUCGAGCGUGGAGAAGAUUUUCAAGGUUAAUGUCUUCCUCGACGACAUGGACAACUUCGCCGCCAUGAACGCUACCUACGAGAAGUUCUUCACCCACAAGCCUGCCCGUAGCUGUGUGGCUGUUAAGCAGCUGCCUAAGGGUGUGCCGGUUGAGAUUGAGUGCAUUGCGCUGCAGUAGAUAUAUAUAUGCUGUUAGUUCGUGGAUUGGAAUCUUCAAAAUGAAAUAAGAAUUAAGUGAUGAUGAUAUAUUGGUUUAUUUAUCUCGUUCUGGGGGUUG